Molecule: messenger RNA, 2147 nt
Organism: Colletotrichum godetiae
Lineage: Eukaryota; Fungi; Ascomycota; Sordariomycetes; Glomerellales; Glomerellaceae
Product: Scd6-like Sm domain-containing protein
Exons: 4
Coding region: 258-1952 (564 amino acids)
Biological process (GO): P-body assembly; cytoplasmic stress granule assembly
Cellular component (GO): P-body
Molecular function (GO): mRNA binding
Source: RefSeq, a predicted model, not a curated record
CUUCCACCCUUCUCCGUCAAACAUUUCCUCCACACAAAUACCUUACUUGCUUCGCUCUCCCUCCUCCUCUUCUCUCAACGACCCCAACCACCUCCAAUCCCAUCUUCCUUCCUCUUGCGCGUCCUCUUCCCGGCAUUGUAUUUACUUUUCUCCAGGAGCGUAUUGGUUCGCGGCUUGACUUUUCUUUCAUUUCCAUUCUCCCAAAGACGCGAAUUCAAAGCUUGGUUGCGUCUUUUUACGCAACUCUCAUAACCGAGAUGUCAGAAUUCUUAGGAUCUCGCAUCUCCCUCAUCUCCAAGAGCGACAUUCGAUAUGUCGGCGUUCUUCACGAGAUCAACUCGGACGAGUCCACCGUCUCGCUCGAGAAUGUUCGCUCUUUCGGAACCGAGGGUCGAAGGAACAGACCCGAAGAAGAGAUAGCACCUUCCGACCAGGUUUAUGACUACAUCAUUUUCCGUGGCAGCGAUGUCAAGGACUUGAGGAUCGAAGACCACCCAGGCAUCAAGGAGAACAAGCCUCCUGCUAUGCCUGAGGACCCUGCCAUUGUCAACGCUCGCCCUCGUCCCGGCCAGGGACCUAACAAUCAGCCGCCUCCCGCGCCUGGCUUCGGUCAGCCUCCGUUCCAGAACAACUUUUACCCUCCACCUGGCCCAUGGGGUCCUGCCCCCGGUCCUGGCCGCGGUGGUCCAGUUCCCGGCGCUGGGAUGGGCGGCAUGCCCUACCCUCCUCCGCCAGGAUGGUUCCCUCCUGGUCCCCCGGGCCAAGGCUUCCCUCCCGGCCCUGAACAGUGGAACAAUUACAGUAACUACCCUCCCGGCCCCCGUGGACCUGCAGGUCCUGGCGGACCUCACGGCCCUGGUGGUGUACCUGGUCAGGCUCCCGAGAACCGUGGCACUCCCGGUCCUCAAGAUGGAAAGCCUGUGCCGAUUGGCGCUGCUGGUGACAAGCAGAAGCCCGCCACCCCAACCGCCCCUCAAGGCGCACCAAGCGAAACGAAGACGGCACCCCCGCCUGGGUUCCAGGCACCCGCCCCGACACCACCUGUCGACUCGAAGCCUUCUGUGGCGGAGGUGAAGGCGACUGCUGCAUCACUGAACACAGCUGGCCCUGCUAAGCCUGUCGAGCUUCCUGUGCCCACGGGACCGAAGAAUGUCGGCCGCGUCCAGCCUGUUAUUCCUCUGGCUGGCUCCAUGCCCAAGGCCUUCCCAGUGCCCAUGAACGAUGGCAACGCUGCGCAAUCUGCUCCCAAGGCUGCUGCGGCUCCCACCGCUGCUUCUGUGCGCGAUGCGACCGAGGCAGCCAAGGCCGCUGUCGCUUUGGCUAUGGCAAACAUGAACGCUGGCAAUGUUGCAGUUCCGGCUGUACCCCAGGGCAACGGCAAUGCGAUGGACAACUUGACUAAGAAGGUCAACGAAAUGAGGGUCAAUGCUGCCCGAACAACUCAACCAGGAGGAGGCCGGGGCCGAGGUCGUGGCGGGCGCCAAGGUCAGGGCCAGGGCCAGGCCAAAGUUGACGUCCCAGAUGCGGACUUUGACUUCGCUGGAGCCAAUGCGAAGUUCAACAAGGACGAUCUGGUGAAGGAAGCGAUUGCAGGAUCGCCUCUGAAUGAGACCCCUACCAAUGGGCCCGCGGCCGAAAUCCCUGCUCCCGAGGUCCCAGGCACAAACCCGCCGAUUGCCUACAACAAGACCCGAUCAUUUUUCGACAACAUCUCCAGCGAGGCUAAAGAUCGGGCAGACAACAACGGUCAGAAGCCUGGCGGCCGCGAAUGGCGCGGUGAGGAGCAGCGCAAGAACAUGGAGACCUUUGGACAAGGUAGCGUCGACGGCGCAUACAGGGGCUACCGGGGCAGAGGCCGCGGCCGCGGCCGUGGCUUCAAUGGUGGUCGGGGUGGAAGAGGCAGCUACCGUGGUCGUGGUGGCCAAGGUGCGCCGUCCCCGGCCGCGAACUAGGCUCCUCUUGAGGCCAGGGCAUCGCGAACGUCCGCAUGAUACGUGGAGCAUUCUGUCUCCUGACACUGCGAGUCCUGAUCAGGCGAAGGACUCACGACUUCGAUGGACGUAAUUCGAAUUUUGAAUGGAAAACGCCCCCCCUCAAGGCAUGCCUUUCACGCAACACUUUAUACGAUGUAUUAUCACUCCUCGUUU